UCUAGAGUCAACAUAAACAAGUACGCGGGAAGGCAUGCUGAAUUGAGAACAGGCAAAUAUGAAGAAAAAACGACAUUGUGAGCCUGUUAACGACGAAAAGUCACAUUUUUCAGAGAAGCUUGCAAGGAAAAGGAAGAGGACUUCAAAUGAUAUCACAUUGCGGAGCAACAGUUGUCCACAAAACCUGGAUACCAGCAAUGAUGACUGUCAUACAAGUGGCCUUGAAGAUGAAGAAAAACAUUUCAGCAGCAGCAGCAGUCAACAAAAUACCAUGCAGGAUGUCUUAGAUGCAGAUGAGAACAGGAAUUCUGUCAGUUGUGUGUUUAGAGAAUAUGAUUCUAUCAACAACUACAGUGAGGGCAGUCUGAAGGAACACUCACUUUCGCGCAGUGGCAAUCACCACUACAGCUGCACAUUCUGCUCCAAGACAUUCAAAAAUAGUGACAAGCUAAAGAAUCAUUUGAGUGUGCACACUGGUGAAAAUUCCUACAGAUGCAAUGUGUGCAGCAAAACAUUAAGUACAGCCAGUUAUCUGAAAGUACACAUGAGGAUACAUGCAGGUGACCGUCCAUUCAUCUGCUUUGUUUGUAGCAAAGCUUACAUACAGAGAAGUGACCUGAAGAAUCAUUUACGCAAACAUACAGGUGAACAACCCUUCAGAUGUACUGUAUGCUGCAAGACAUUCUUUAGUAGUAGUGUCCUGAACCAGCACUUGCGUAUACACUCGUCUGAAUGCCCCUUCACAUGCACUGUAUGCAACAAGACAUUUAAAUGGAAAAGCAAUCUGACAACGCAUUUACGUAUCCACACGGGUGAACGACCCUUCUGCUGCACUGUAUGUAGCAAGACAUUCACAGAUGGUAGUAGUCUAAGGAAGCAUUUGCGGGUCCAUUAUGUGAAUGCCCCUUCAGUUGCAAGGUCUUCAGCAAAAUAUUUACAGUGAGCAGUGAUGUAUACAGAUGGACGCCUGUAGCUUGAAAUGUCAUGUGCUUUGCAUUUUUCAAAAUGGUAUUCAUUAUGUAUAAAUACAUAUUGCAGUUACCUGGUGGAAAUUCUGUUAUUGACACACAUUUGAAUGGGUUAGAGGCACUGAAAGAUAUUCAGAAACAGUAUGAAGAAGCCUACCUCUGCACA
Messenger RNA from Schistocerca americana (American grasshopper), 1134 nucleotides. RefSeq names its product oocyte zinc finger protein XlCOF19-like. The transcript has 3 exons. Lineage: Eukaryota; Metazoa; Arthropoda; Insecta; Orthoptera; Acrididae. The record is from RefSeq and is a predicted model, not a curated record. Gene Ontology annotation, cellular component: nucleus. The coding region runs from base 59 to 943 and encodes 294 amino acids.